UUAGUCGAGUCACGUGGGGCGGGGCGCGCUCUGUGCGGCUGCGCCAGCCGGUAGCUGCAGCUGGAGCGGUGGCGUUUGGAGGAGACGCGGUGUGAUUGAAACGGAUCCAAGGAACGUACUGCAAAGAACAUCCCUGAAGUAUAUGACAGUUUUUUCAAAAUCGGAAAUGCUUUUCUUGGUGCUUGAAACCGAAGGAAAUAAUCGCCUUUAAUCUGGCACUCAGAGCUUAUUUCUGCUGUGCAGAGAUCUCAGCUACGUGAUACCAAGCAGAAACUGGAUGGCUUCUACAGGGAGCCAGGCCUCUGAUAUAGACGAGAUUUUUGGAUUCUUCAGUGAUGGCGCACCCCCCUCCAAAAAGCCCAGGAAGCUGCUUCCAAGCCUAAAAACCAAGAAGCCCCGGGAGCUUGUGCUGGUGAUUGGCACAGGCAUCAGUGCUGCUGUUGCACCUCAAGUUCCAGCCCUGAAAUCCUGGAAGGGGCUGAUUCAGGCCUUACUGGAUGCUGCUAUUGACUUUGACCUUCUAGAAGAUGAGGAGAGCAAGAAGUUUCAGAAAUGUCUCCACGAAGACAAGAACCUUGUCCAUGUGGCACAUGACCUCAUCCAGAAACUCUCUCCUCGUACCAGUAAUGUUAGAUCUACAUUCUUCAAGGACUGUUUAUAUGAAGUAUUUGAUGACCUGGAGUCGAAGAUGGAAGAUUCUGGAAAGCAGCUACUUCAGUCAGUUCUGCACCUGAUGGAAAAUGGAGCCCUGGUGUUAACUACAAAUUUUGACAACCUUCUGGAACUGUAUGCAGCAGAUCAGGGAAAACAGCUUGAAUCCCUCGACCUUACUGAUGAGAAAAAGGUUCUGGAGUGGGCGCAGGAGAAGCGGAAGCUGAGCGUGUUACAUAUCCAUGGGGUCUACACCAACCCCAGUGGCAUUGUGCUUCAUCCAGCUGGAUAUCAGAACGUGCUCAGGAACACUGAAGUUAUGAGAGAGAUUCAGAAACUCUAUGAAAACAAGUCGUUUCUUUUCCUGGGUUGUGGCUGGACUGUGGAUGACACCACUUUCCAGGCGCUUUUCCUGGAGGCUGUCAAGCAUAAAUCUGACCUCGAACAUUUCAUGCUGGUUAGGAGAGGAGAUGUUGACGAGUUCAAGAAGCUUCGAGAAAAUAUGCUGGAUAAGGGGAUUAAAGUCAUCUCCUAUGGAAAUGACUAUGCCGAUCUUCCGGAAUAUUUCAGGCGACUGACGUGUGAGAUCUCCACGAGGGGUAGAUCAGCAGGGAUGGUGAGAGAAGGUCAGCUAAAUGGCUCCUCCGCAGCCCACAGUGAGCUAAGAGGCUGCAGUACAUGAGCAAGCUAGAGAAAUCAGCACCACCAGACCAAGCUGUCAGGCCCUACUGUGGACAGUGUUUAACAAGUAAACUUGCAAGAACCCAACACAGCACCCAGAAAUACCAAUACACAGAGGUUGAAGGUUGGGGGUAGAAUAGGGGAGGAAAUACUCUAAAUUGACUCCUUCAUGCUGGCUGGUUUCUUGACAUUCUGCUGCCUGUUCCAGUUCAAGAACACCCAAGUGACAACAGGACCCAAAUGCACCCCCUGCCCCCUGGGCUGGACAUGCUUGUGUCCACACGGCAGAUCAGUAUGGCACUGCGCAGGUGGUGGCUGCGGCUCUGCAUGAAGGACUCGGGGCAUCCAGAAGCCGUGGAAUCUUCAUGGCUCUUGUUGCAGUUUUGUACUCUACACUUGGUUUUUCAACUCAGCUUAAUGGCUUUUUUAAAACAUGACUUGAAGCUCUAGUUUUCUAGAUCUUUUACAGUGUACAGUAUUUUACAUAACAGCUGUAUUAAAAGCUUGUUCAUUUA
Molecule: messenger RNA, 1847 nt
Organism: Oryctolagus cuniculus (rabbit)
Lineage: Eukaryota; Metazoa; Chordata; Mammalia; Lagomorpha; Leporidae
Gene: SIRAL1
Product: SIR2 antiphage like 1
Source: RefSeq, a predicted model, not a curated record